Molecule: messenger RNA, 939 nt
Organism: Saccoglossus kowalevskii
Lineage: Eukaryota; Metazoa; Hemichordata; Enteropneusta; Harrimaniidae
Product: inactive serine/threonine-protein kinase TEX14-like
Molecular function (GO): protein binding
Source: RefSeq, a predicted model, not a curated record
UCAAAAUGGCGGCGAAUGAGCGUCAAGAAACACCGGCGUCCCCAACACGGGUAGUGAAAGAUCCGUCUGUCAUGCGUGAUUUGAAAAUACAGCUUCAGACAGCAAAAAUAAACCUGACAGAACUGUCGACAUUAGCACAGAAAGGAGAUGAAAGGCUUGUUGAGAAAUUUUUAUCAGAAAAUGUACAAGUAGAUAUUGGAUCUGAUGAUGUAGUUUUACAAAGUCAGCUGUAUGUCGCUGCAUUUUGGGGGUUUUAUGAUGUUCUUAAAGCCUUACUUAAUGCAGGAGCUGAUAUAAAUCAUCAAAAUAAAGGCACUUUGUGGACACCUUUGCAUGCUGCAACAUUUCAAGAACAUGGAAAGGUAGUGAUGUUACUUUUAGAACGAAACGCACAACCUGAACUUGAAGAUUCUGAAGGAAGGACACCAAAAGAUUUUGCUUCUGCAUCAGAUAAAAUCUGGGGACACUUUGCAGUUUUGGGUUGUCCAAGAACAAGUAAAGAAACACUCAUAGAAAAAGGUAUCAUUAAAAAGAUUGAGAGGCCAUCAUCAUCCACAACAUCAUUACCCACCAGUGUAAUACCCUCUGUACCAACAUUAGGAAGACUACCAGGGUCAGGGAUCAGAAUGGCUGCAUAUUCUAGACCUGAUUCUGCAUAUGCAAUCAGAGCAGAUCCAUUUCAGAAAAAAAAUAGAACUCAUGACUCUUCACAAAUGGCAGCGCUACUCGGUGGUGAUGUCCUGGCGGAAGAGAAUGUGAAACCUCGUCAGUCACAAGAUGGGAGCCAACCACAGUUCUCACUUUGGAGAUCUUGAAUUUGUAAGGCCAGGUUGACAGUCAAAUAUGUCUAUCUGGUGUAAUUUACAUUGUAUAGUUGUACCUACCCUGGAUGCCAGUACGCUACUGUAAACAUAUAAACAUGAUAGUUCAAUCUCGUUA